Molecule: messenger RNA, 2408 nt
Organism: Nannospalax galili (Upper Galilee mountains blind mole rat)
Lineage: Eukaryota; Metazoa; Chordata; Mammalia; Rodentia; Spalacidae
Gene: Fgf9
Product: fibroblast growth factor 9
Exons: 3
Coding region: 829-1455 (208 amino acids)
Biological process (GO): positive regulation of protein phosphorylation; positive regulation of gene expression; fibroblast growth factor receptor signaling pathway
Cellular component (GO): cytoplasm
Molecular function (GO): growth factor activity; fibroblast growth factor receptor binding
Source: RefSeq, a predicted model, not a curated record
ACUCUGCGCGCCGGCGGGGGCUGCGCAGGAGGAGCGCUCCGCGGCCACGGCGCUGCGCGGCCGGCGCGGCGACACCUGUUCGCGGCAGCCCCGGCAGCACGCGAGCUCCGGGACGCGGUCCUCAGCCGCUCGCCGCUCGCCUGCUUGCAAGCCGCUGGACCUCUGCAGAGCCUCCGCAGCGUGCCGGAUACUACCUUUGGACACCGAAAGUUUUUUCUUUUUGUUUUAUUAUUAUUAAUUUUUGGAGGGGGGGGAUUGGAAGAGAGGGUCUGUCGCCGCCGCCAACGUGAGAUUUUUUUUUUCUCCUUGAAGGAUUCAUGCUGAUGUCUGCAGAGUCGGUUAGAGAGUAAAAACAGCGCAUGCCUUCCUGGAGUCAGGAUCCGUAAAUUCUGACGUAGCCUGAGCAUCUUAAAAAUCCCUGUAAUAUCGCCCAAGCACUUACGUUGCUAUGGUCAUUCUGAUCUCAAAGCAAAUGGAGAAACUACGGAUUUUUUUCCCUUAUUACGGUCGGAUGGGAUGAAGACCUUCCUGCCUGCUGAGAGCUGGGGCUCCAUCUGUAGAGAUGCCUAGAUGUGUUGAUCAGUGUCAGUGUGUGAGUAUAAAGUGGAGGCUUCUUAGACCAUCAGUGGUUUGACCUUGAACCUGUGCCAGUGAAACAGCAGAUUACUUUUAUUUAUGCAUUGGAUGGAUUGAAGAAAAGAACCUCUUUUCCCCUCUCUCUCUCUGCAACUGCAGCAAGGGAGGGGAGUUGGAUAUACCUCGCCUAAUAUCUCCUGGUAGAUACCAUCAUUAUUGUUUAUUCUUGUGCUCCAAAAGCCGAGUCCUCUGAUGGCUCCGUUAGGUGAAGUUGGGAGCUAUUUCGGUGUGCAGGACGCGGUACCGUUCGGGAACGUGCCGGUGUUGCCGGUGGACAGCCCGGUGUUGCUAAGUGACCACCUGGGUCAGUCUGAAGCAGGGGGGCUGCCCCGGGGACCCGCAGUCACGGACUUGGAUCAUUUGAAGGGGAUUCUCAGGCGGAGGCAGCUGUACUGCAGGACUGGAUUUCACUUAGAAAUCUUCCCUAAUGGUACCAUUCAGGGGACCAGGAAAGACCACAGCCGAUUCGGCAUUCUGGAAUUUAUCAGUAUAGCAGUGGGCCUGGUCAGCAUUCGUGGUGUGGACAGUGGACUCUACCUCGGCAUGAAUGAGAAAGGGGAGCUGUAUGGAUCAGAAAAACUAACUCAAGAGUGUGUAUUCAGAGAACAGUUUGAAGAAAAUUGGUAUAACACCUACUCAUCGAACCUGUAUAAACACAUGGACACUGGAAGGAGAUUCUAUGUUGCAUUAAAUAAAGACGGGACCCCAAGAGAAGGGACCAGGACUAAACGGCACCAGAAAUUCACACAUUUUUUACCUAGACCAGUGGACCCUGACAAAGUACCUGAACUAUAUAAGGAUAUUCUAAGCCAAAGCUGACAAAGACAAUGUCUUCACUUGAGCCCUUAAAAACAUAACCACUAUAAAUGGUUUCAUGCAGUGGGUUCUUAUUGAUUAGCUGUGUCAUCACCUCAGCCCCACUGUUGCCAAACUUUGUCGCAUGCAUAUGUAUGAUGGAAGCUUGGAUGGGAACAUGCUGAUUUUGCUCUGCACUUACUGGCUGGUCCUCCUGGAGGACUGCCUGGGGCCACUUGCUUGAUUUAUUGUGAAAGGAGGGGAGAGAGGGUGAGUGAGAGGGUGCGAGUGUGUGAAGGGGCGAGUAGAGGGCGAGAGCUGAGAGAGAGCCAAGAGGACAACGGCCUGAUGCAUGCUGGGAAAUAGACACGCUUUUACAUUUUUGAUCAGUUGAACUUCAUCCUUUAUCAGCACAGCUGCCAUACUCCGACUCAUCAGGAUUUCUGGCUGGUGGCCUGCACAAGGAAACGCUGCGUUUUCACAGGCAUGGAGGGUGCAGUCUCACUCAAAGACUUUCAGUUCCUUCUCACUGAUAUCAUCCCAGUGAGUUUAAGCAAAGACCUCUUAGUUUAAAAAAAGAAAAGAAAAAAAGAAAAAAAGAAAAAAAAGAAAAAAAGAAAAAAAGGUUAAAUUUAUUUAUAGAAAUUCCAAAAGCAACAUUUUAUUUAUUUUAUAUAUUUAUUUAUUAUAUAGAGUUUAUUUUUAAUGAAAUAUGUACAGGCCAGAUAGGCAUUUUGGAAGCUUUAGGCUCUGUAAGCAUUAAAGGCAAAGUCUGCUAUGAACCUGUGGUAAAUUCAUGCAAGUAGGUAUAUGAGAAAUUCUAAUGACCCUAAUGUACUACAGACGACAAUCUACUUUGUGCCCGUAUUAUUGUAAACUUCUGCACAUCGCUCAUGACACUGAGUAUUCACUCUCCAGACUGCUUGUUUCAUAGCUUACCCCAGAGGAUUAAAGAUAAACUGGGUCUCAACCUUUUA